Molecule: messenger RNA, 2046 nt
Organism: Oryza sativa Japonica Group (Japanese rice)
Lineage: Eukaryota; Viridiplantae; Streptophyta; Magnoliopsida; Poales; Poaceae
Source: RefSeq, a predicted model, not a curated record
CACUCGUCGCUCAGCUCAGCUCACACUCACACCGUCACACACAUCGCGCUCGAACCGCCCCUGUUUCUGUUUGAGUACCCGGUUCUCCCACUAGAAUACUCGUCAAAACGGGACUCCUCUUUGCCCCAUUCGGUGCGCGAUAACUACUGCGCGACUCGUAUCCUUUCUCGCUCUCUCUGUCUCUGUCUCACUCUCUCUGUCUCGCGGUUCUCGCCUCCUCCUCCUCUCUUUCCUUUUUCCUCUCUCUGCUCCUCGUUGUUGCAGUCACCUCUCCUCUCCUUGUUCUUGCAGUCAGCUCAGCUCCGGACGCAGCACCAGUUUUCUCGGAGUGCCAUCAGCUCGCGGGAGAGUUGCCGGAAGAGAAGCUCGCCGCCGGCGUACGACGGUGAAGGGGGAACGUACGAGCGCGAGUGCGGGGGUGUGGUGCGCCGCCGCUGUCGAGGUAGCUGACGCGGCCUCUGGAAGGCUCUCAGCCUCUCAGGCAGAGGGAGAAUGGCCAAAUGGGGGUAUCGUCUAGAUUACCAUUCUUCUUUACAUUUUAAAAAGGCCCCAAAUGCACAAAAGAGAGAGAGAGAAAAUUUGAGGCACAAUAGUUUGUAGGGAGUACAAGUAGCAGAACUGGUGUGUUUGGGAUCCAAUCAUACGCGAUGGCCUUCUUCCCUAACAUUCCCGAGGCAAAGCAGGAGAUUCAGUCCUUGUACAGAAAUUAUGCACAUUUGUUUGACAUGUCAUCGGAUAAUGCCGGUGUAGACUCCCGCAUAAUGCGGCGCCAGCCUGCCAUGUUGAUAGAUCGUUCUGUUUUCCUCACUGGAAGCGCGAUUUGGACUAUUGCCCUCCACUACAAGGCUCACAUUUACAGAUGGUUACUGCAGAAGUUUUCUGCCAUCCAGGGCGCACCAAUUUAUUGUGCCAUGAUAUUGCGAUCCUUAUGUCGACGUAGCUCCUUGCCUUUCUUUGUUGGCAUUAGUGUUCUGACAGCCAGGAUAUAUAACUACGUUACGAUUCACAAUCAUAUUUAUUCCCCACAACUCUGCGCUGGCCAUGACGCUAACCUUCGGAGGGAUUUGUUCAUUCAAGACACUGAAUUGUGCAAUAAGCAAACCCUCGAUUCAGGUUUCCUUGGCAGCAAGCAUGAUUGUAUCCGUCUAGCACUUCAUUUUAUUUGCAGCACUGCCAAUUUAAAGGUUUAUACAACACCAAAACAGAUCGGUUUCGAUGGGAAGUGCAAACAAAAGAAUACCGAGAGAGGCCGAUUUUGGAGGAUCUUAUCAACAAAUGAGCAAUAUCUGACUUAUAUUGGGGCACUAGUGACACUACAACUGUUUUUACAACUGAGCAGAGCGAACAUUACCACUCUGCUCCUGCCAAUGCUAUAUCAGACAACAAGCUCCCAGCGCAAUGCUGCAGUUGUCGGUAACAUCGUGAUUGUUUUGGUGAACUCCUUUGGCAUUCUUGGGUCUGACUUCACAACAAAGCACCACGGACGGGAGGUCACAUUCACCGUGAGCGCCAUUCUGAUGGUGUUUUGCCAGAUCACAAUCCCAUUGCUUGUGGAAGCGCAAAUCGGGCUGGGCGGUGGAACUCGGAUACUGACGGGCUACACCACGGCGACAUUCCUGCUCACAUGCGUCGUCUCCUAUGGUCUCAGCUGGUCAUGGGGCUCAUUGUUCUGCACUAUUCCUGGUAUGAAGAUUCAGUCAGCUGGGCAGGUUAUCGGCAUGGGUCUCUGUUUCGGGCUCUGCUUCGUGCAAAUGCAGUACUUCCUGCUGAUGCUGUGCCGGCUGAAGAACGCCAUCCUUGCAUACUACGCAAUGUGGAUUUGGUCUUGAUUUAAACUAGGAUCUCAAGAGAAGAGAUGGGACAGAUGGCUAGAUGUCUGCCCGUUUUACUGCUAGCGUUUGAUGGAUGUAAAUAUGCUCAUUUUCUUUGCCUGUUCUGUACAGUUUUUGUAUUGGUUGCUAUCUCAGUGUAGAUUCUCCCAAGCAGUUUCUGCGACUAUGAGGCAAUUAACAAAUGUUAUGCUAGUUCUUGUUGCCCUUUUUCUAA